UAGUUUUUUACCACUGUAUAUUGUUCCUCCACCAUGUAUUUCUUAUUACGUGUCACCUAAAGGGUGGACAAAAAUAUAUGAAUAGUAAUACAAGUAGACAAAAAGGAGGAAUGUAAAGUACAAGAAAUUACGAGUUAAUAUCGAAUGCAGAAAAAUGCAGGAGAAGUUUUCAAAUUUUAGGAUCAAGUCUUCUGAACCGAACUGAGACUCAUAAUUUUGCAUAUCCGUAUAUUCUAAAAUAAAGGAUUACAGUAUAUAUAUAGAGUUAAGCAGCACAGAAUAUGCGCAGAACAGACGAAAACUCGUCUGAAGAAUAUGAUCUUAUGUGGGAUGAAAUAUACAAUUAAUUAUUAUAAAAUCUGAUUUUUAAUAGCUUUUCUGGGCUCUUGCUUUUCAUUUAAUAAAACAAUUCAUACCUUUUAUAUUUUCCUAUUUCAUUUUAUUCUUGAUGUAAAUAUACAACCAAUCUGAAGUUGAAUACAAUAAAAAGUAUCACAUGGUCGAACAGGUACAGGCGGGAAUGAUGUGACAAGUUGGAAAAGGUUAUAUGUUGUUAAUGACAGUUUAAUAUUAACGCAAUACUUUUAUACCGUAUAAUAUCUUUAAAUUAAAAUUAUGUGGUGCACAACACCUGAAAUUUCAUGGCAUAACCGUGACCCAGUGUUAAGUGUAGAUAUACAAGCUGGAAUCUAUGAAACAGUGAAAAAGGAAACUUUCUGGCGACUUGCAACCGGUGGUGCCGAUUCUCAUGUUUUGAUUUGGCAUCUAACUUCAAACGAAUGUGGAGGUGCUACUGUAAAAUGCGUGGCCGAUUUAGAACGACAUCAGAGAGCAGUGAAUGUAGUACGAUUUUCGCCUUCAAAGGAUAUUUUAGCUUCAGGAGAUGAUGAGUCAACAAUUAUUUUAUGGAAACAAAAAGAAGAUUGUGAAUUUUUUAUCAAUUCUGAUGAAAAUGAGAAUAAAGAACAAUGGACUUCCUGGAAAGUAUUAAGAGGUCACCUUGAGGAUGUUUAUGAUAUCAGUUGGUCUCCAGACUCUAACAUGUUAGUCUCAGGUUCUGUGGACAACACAGCAAUUUUAUGGGACAUUCAUAAGGGACGUUCUGUAGCUAUACUAUCUGACCACAAGGGAUUUGUACAAGGAGUAGCAUGGGACCCUUGCAAUCAAUACAUAUGCUCUAUAAGCACAGACAGAAUGUUACGAUUAAUUGAUAUAAAUAGUAAAAGAACAGUUCAAAAAGUUUGUAAAGCCAAAAUUCCCACUCCACCGGAUCAUGCUUUAAAAGAUAAAACAGUGAGAUUGUUUUAUGACGAUACUUUCAAAUCAUUCUUCAGAAGACUAACAUUUUCUUUAGAUGGGUCAUUAAUUAUAGUACCUUCUGGUAUAAUUGAGCCUAUAGAAACCACGGAAAAGAUAUGUAACGCGACUGUAAUUUUUUCAAGACAUAAUUUAAAAGAGCCUCUUAUACUUUUACCAUCCUUCGAUCAAUGUACUAUUGCAGUCAAAUGUUGUCCAAUUUAUUUUGAGUUAAGGAAAGAUGGGCCAACGUCUAUGAUAGCAUUACCUUAUAGAAUGGUGUUUGCAGUUGCUACACAGCAUUCAGUAUUUAUAUAUGAUACUCAACAAACUUCGCCAGUCUCGGUUGUAUCGAAUAUUCAUUAUACGAGAUUAACUGAUGUUACAUGGUCGAGCGAUGGUAAAAUUCUAAUUGUAUCUUCAACAGAUGGCUACUGUUCUAUAAUACAUUUUCAGAAAGGUGAACUAGGCGAAGAGUACAAAAAGGAAAGUAGUAGUCCCAUAAAACUUAGUACUAAUAAUAAUAGCAAACAAUCUUCAGUACCGAAUAAUAAAAAUGUAGUUGGAGGUCGUUUGCCAACCACAGACAUAGACAACAGUGCUAUGGAUAUUGAUAUUGUAGAACACGAGACGAAAGUUCUUAGCAAUAAUUCAGAAUGUAAACUAACUGAAAGUAACAAAUCAUUAGACAGUAAUACUGCCUCGAAAAAUCAGGCAAAUCUAGAUGUUGAAGAAACUGAGGACGUUAAAUUAAUUUACAAUGAAGAAAGUACUAAUGAAAUUAGUGAUAAAGCGAAUACAAAAGUUCCUAGCAAAGCUCCUCGUAGAGUACAAUUAAUUACACUUUCCAGUCCAAAAGGACAUAAAAAAGAAUAACAUUAGGACGUUAAAAAUACGAUUACAAAUUAUGAAAUAUAGACAUAUUUUUGUAAUAACUUUUUAUAUUUUGUACUAGCUAUUAUA
This is a messenger RNA of Megachile rotundata (alfalfa leafcutting bee), 2259 nucleotides long. It is a transcript of the gene Caf1-105, whose product is annotated as chromatin assembly factor 1, p105 subunit. Gene Ontology annotation, biological process: nucleosome assembly; DNA replication-dependent chromatin assembly. Gene Ontology annotation, molecular function: protein binding. The record is from RefSeq and is a predicted model, not a curated record. Gene Ontology annotation, cellular component: CAF-1 complex; nucleus. Lineage: Eukaryota; Metazoa; Arthropoda; Insecta; Hymenoptera; Megachilidae.